CUCACACUCAUAUAGAGUUUAAAAGAGAGAGGGAGAGAUGGCUUGUAGGCAGCAAAAGAGAAAAGCUGUGUUAAUGCGCAAAAGGCUUCACAUUCUAAGAGCCCUCACGUGCUCCAAAUCUGUGACAAGACUCUCCAUCAUCACGGAUGCUCUUCUCUACAUAUACAAUCUCAAACUCAAGUUGGAAAAAACCAUGAAAGAAUACUUAAACCUAAUUGCAACCAGAAGAUCAUACUUAAACUUACUCAAGCAUGGAAAGGAGGUGAAAGUGGAGAAGUUGGGGAAUAAUGAAUUUGUAAUAAGGGUGACAUGUGAAAGAAGAGGAGAUCAUAUUUUGGUUUCAAUCUUAGAGGCCUUUGAAGAAAUGGGAGUUUGUGUGUUGCAAGCAAGAGUGUCAUGCAACCAUUACUUCUCCAUGGAAGCCAUUGCUGUUGCUAAUGAUGAUCAAGCUCUUGAAGUGAGAGACAUUAGUCAAGCCAUCCUGAAGGCCAUUGAUAAACCAGUUGGAGAGGGAGUAGUCAACACGAAUUAAUUAAUAAUAAUAUCCAUUUAUCUUAGCUAAUCAGUUUGGUUAUUACAUUGCUGAACUCCAGGGUCUACAUGUAUGUACCAACUUUCAUCAUUUUCAUUUGGAAGGCCAAGAAAUUGCAUUUGAUAAUUAAUGGUGAUCUA
This is a messenger RNA of Tripterygium wilfordii, 672 nucleotides long. RefSeq lists its product as uncharacterized. Gene Ontology annotation, molecular function: DNA-binding transcription factor activity; sequence-specific DNA binding. Gene Ontology annotation, cellular component: nucleus. Gene Ontology annotation, biological process: regulation of DNA-templated transcription. The record is from RefSeq and is a predicted model, not a curated record. The coding region runs from base 38 to 532 and encodes 164 amino acids. NCBI's taxonomy places the organism in Eukaryota, Viridiplantae, Streptophyta, Magnoliopsida, Celastrales, Celastraceae. The transcript has 3 exons.